AGCGUCGCGCCGUUGCUAAAUCUCUGAAGAGCCGGCAGAGUUUAGGUUCUUGAAAGAUCCGCAGGGGCCUGUCAGUGCUUGGGUCCAAAGAACCUGAGAGAAAGGCCUGGAGGCGGGCUGAUGGUGCUGCUGCUAGCCCUCCUCGUUGUGUUUACGGUGAAGCACAGCGCUGCCCGUACUCACUCUCUGAGAUACUUCCGCCUGGGCAUUUCAGAUCCUGGCCAAGGGAUCCCUGACUUUAUUUCAGUGGGGUAUGUGGACUCUUACCCCAUCACCACAUAUGACAGCAUCUCUCGGGUGAAGGAGCCCCGGGCCCUGUGGAUGGCGGCGCACCUGGCACCCGAUCACUGGGAGAGAUACACUCAGCUGCUGCGGGGCUGGCAGCGGGCGUUUGCUGUGGAGCUGAAGCGACUGCAGAGUCACUACAAUCACUCAGGAUUUCACACUUACCAGAGGAUGAUUGGCUGUGAGUUGCUAGAGGAUGGAAACACCACGGGUUUUCUGCAAUAUGCCUAUGAUGGAGAGGACUUCAUUAUCUUCGAUAAAGACAUGCUCUCCUGGACAGCUGUAGAUAAUGUGGCCCACAUCAUCAAGAGGAUGUGGGAGGCCAAUCAGCAUGAGCUACAAUAUCAGAAGAAUUGGCUGGAAGAAGAAUGCGUCGCCUGGUUAAAGAGAUUCCUGGAGUAUGGGAAAGACAUCCUACAAAGGACAGAGCCCCCACUGGUCAGAGUAAAUCGCAAAGAAACUUUUCCAGGGAUUACAACUCUUUUCUGCACAGCCCAUGGCUUUUACCCCCCCGAGAUUUCCAUGAUCUGGAUGAAAAAUGGGAAAGAAAUGAUCCAAGAAAUGGAUCAUGGAGAGAUUCUUCCCAGUGGGGACGGGACCUAUCAGACGUGGGUAUCCCUGGAGCUGGAUCCUCAGAGCAGCAGCGACCUUUACUCAUGUCACGUGGAGCACUGUGACAUCCAAAAGGUUCUUCAGGUGCCUCAGGAAUCAGAAACUACCCCUCUGGUAAUAAAAGCUGUCUCUGGGUCUGUUGUCGUCGCCAUUGCCCUGGCUGGAGUUGGCCUCCUGGCCUGGAGAAGAAGGCUCCAAAAAGACAAAAAUGGAGUCAUCUACCUUCCUGCACCAGAUCAAUGACUGGGGGUAGCCCUUGUCCAGUUGUCUUUCCUCUGGGAACCAUGGUCUCUCCUCUGUCUCCUAUGGACUCAAAUCCACUGCUCAAAGCUCUUGACCACACCCACAACAGACAUGGAUAUUUCAGGAUUGAGCAUUCAUGGCAGAAAGAUAGGAGUCAGAAAGUUUUCUUUGUUCUUUAGCUCCAAAAAGACUGUCAGCUUUCAGGCUCUUUUGAUGGACUCUUUUAUCACAUUUGACUCUAAGUAUAGCUUGUCUCAUGACACAACACUACCCUACAUCCCAUCUGUCAACGAUGAUUUACAAGUAAAUUAGAGAAUCUCAGAGCUAGAAGGAACCUUCCAUUUGAGGGCCAGAAAUGUCUUCUCCUCUACCUUUGAGUUGAGCAUUCAGCCUCCACUUGAAUUCCAGCAAUCAAGGGCACCUCACCACAUUAUAAAGUGGCCUUUUCUUCUUUCAUGAGAAUGUAUUAUGCAAGAGCUAUGAAUUGUGGGUGCCAUGACUGUGGCCCUACAGACAGGCCUGGACCAACCUAUGAGAGUAGCCAGUGAGUUUCUACAAUGGCCUGUGAGUAGCCACAUUAUUUUACAUAUUUUCUGGCCUGAGAGAAAGCCGAAGUGUCCUGUUCUUACGGAGACUCUGCCUGGUAGCUUGGAAUCUUGGAAAUAUGCCUGAUCGGAUCUAUGGAAGUAAUCACAUUCUUUCCGUCUUUUGUGGGCGAGUAAGAACCAUAAUCAUCAGCCCUGACUGGUGUGGCUCAGAGGGUUGAGCAUCAUCCUGCACACAGAAAGGUCACUGGUCUAACUCCCUCUCAGGGCAUAUGACCGGGCUGCAGGCCAGGUCCUUGGCUGGGGACGUAUGAGAGACAACCGAUUGAUGUUUCUCUCCCUCUCUUUCUCCCUCCCUUCCCUUUUCUCUAAAAAUAAAUAAAUAAAUUCUUUUAAAAAAGAAUAAUAAUUAUCAGACAUUUUAUCACCUUCAGUGGAACUACAAAGACCUA
This is a messenger RNA of Pteronotus mesoamericanus, 2137 nucleotides long. Its product is annotated as major histocompatibility complex class I-related gene protein. NCBI's taxonomy places the organism in Eukaryota, Metazoa, Chordata, Mammalia, Chiroptera, Mormoopidae. Bases 121 to 1140 code for a protein of 339 amino acids. Gene Ontology annotation, biological process: antigen processing and presentation of endogenous peptide antigen via MHC class I via ER pathway, TAP-independent; antigen processing and presentation of endogenous peptide antigen via MHC class Ib; positive regulation of T cell mediated cytotoxicity. The transcript has 6 exons. Gene Ontology annotation, cellular component: external side of plasma membrane. The record is from RefSeq and is a predicted model, not a curated record.